CUACAUUUGAGCAAAUAUUUAAAACCAAAUCUGACUCAAGAAAAUCCUAACAUGUCAUUCACCUCUUAAUAUUGACAUGAACAACAAACAUUACCAGCAAAUUUGUUAUAUCUGCGACCAAUGACGCAAAAACUAAAUAAUAUAUAUAAUAAAAUUAAAGAAAUAUCACGCCACACAUUCCGAAUAUAGAAUCAGCAUGCAUGUCACGUGUGCAUAUUUUACCCAUAAAUUAUAACAAACUAAAUCAAGAUAAUAAUUUAGAAAGUAUAAUUGAUUAAAAAAAAACAAUACACUUAAUCUGCAAUUUGCCUCAGAGUUGAACAAAAACGGUUCAAAAGUGAAGUUUGAUUUGCAAUCAGUUCUGAUUGAAAAACCAAACUCCUAGAGAUUUUGCCAAACCUAAAAACUCGUUAGUUUUAUACAGAAUCAUGAAGUUUGCCCAUAGUUGCGUUAACUCUUUAUACUUGUAUGCAUCGUUUGCUUUUGCCUUCGCAAUUUUGCUGUUAACCGUUGAAAGAUGUCACACAACUUAUGUCAAGGACGGAACCCAACCCUCCAACCCCGUCCUACUAAUCCCCGGCGACGGAGGAAGCCGCAUCUACGGUAAACUAAACCGGACCUCCACCGAUCACUGGUUCUGCUACAAAACCACCAGUGAUUGGUUCACGAUGUGGCUAAAUUAUGAACCCUUCUUUUUUCCACCUGUGUUCACGUGUUUCAUGGACAAUGCUCACCUGGUUUAUAAUAACAAGACGGGGGAGUAUUCAAACGUUCCUGGAGUGACGACUAAAAUGGACCCCAUUGGAUCUCUAGAUGGAUGCAGUUACUUGGAUGAUCUGGACUUAAUCACCUACUUCGGCAAGAUCGUCAGUCAUCUCAAAACCAAUCGGGGCUACACUAAUGACAACCUUAAGGCCUAUUCGUACGAUUGGAGAUACACCCCCGUGAACAUUCACAAGGAGGGGGACGAGGGGGAGUUUGGGGUGAUGAAGCAACUUGUGGAGGAUAUGUGGCAGAAUAACAGUCAGCAAAGGGUGGUCAUUGUCACCCACAGUCUGGGGGGAGUACUCGCCCAAGCAUUCUUCGAAUAUAUUGAUCAAGCAUGGAAAGACAAGUACGUUCAGAACUGGGUGUCAAUCGGAACCCCCCUUUUUGGGGCAGCCUCCUCUGUCGAAUCAUUCUCUAGUGGGUACAACUUGGGCAAAUUCAUCGUGCCUAAUUUCAAACUACGAAAGGGUCUCCGCUCUUGGCCAUCUACAGCUUGGCUCAUACCAGCAGCUAAAUAUUGGGACUCAAAUCCUAUAAUCAUGACCCCCACUCAAAAUUUUACCGCUUCUUGGGACGAUAUGGACGCCUUUUUUGAUGCCAUAAAUUGGCCCUAUGGAAAGACGAUGUUUCAUCAAGUACGUUCGGUGCUCACAUUUGAACCUCCAAAAGUGAACAUUACAUGUGUCUAUGGUUCUGAAGUAAAGACUCCCUCUCAAUUUUACUACAAGUAUGGUCUACCCGACGACGGUUCCGACCCCACAAUCCUUUACGGCGACGGAGACGGCACCGUAAACAUCAAGUCUGGCAUGGGUUGUCUUAUGUGGCAAGACAUACCCGGUAACUCAGUUACCGGCAUCGAGUUAAAGGGGGUCGAACACGUAGGUCUUUUAUCCGACCAAGGAAGUCGAGACGCGAUUGACAAAGUGCUCGGAUACUAGAUCCUUUUUUGCCUCGUUGUGUUCAUAAUACUCACUAUCGGAAUAUUAUCUUCUGGCAUCAAAAUUGAAGUUACUUUAAAAAUAAGAAAAGUAUGGGUUUUUCAAGAUUGGAAAA
Messenger RNA from Symsagittifera roscoffensis, 1821 nucleotides. Its product is annotated as phospholipase A2 group XV-like. The transcript has 5 exons. Gene Ontology annotation, biological process: lipid metabolic process. The coding region runs from base 429 to 1706 and encodes 425 amino acids. NCBI's taxonomy places the organism in Eukaryota, Metazoa, Xenacoelomorpha, Acoela, Convolutidae. The record is from RefSeq and is a predicted model, not a curated record.